AUGUUAGCCACCCGUGACCUUCCCUCCCGUGAUACCCUCUUCCCCCUAUCCCAAGGUGUCGCCAGCUGGUCGGUCUCCAACAAGGUCAGAGGCUCGCUCGAACUGACCAAGAAGAACCUGAACGCGAAGAAAGUCGCAAGCGGUUUGCCACUGAAUAUCACAACUGGCCCGAACAAGAAACCCUCCCUACGCGUUGGGUAUCCCAAGGGCUCGUAUAGAUUGGACGUAGAGCCACGAGGCGGGAUCUCGUUCUAUACGAAUGGACCUAAGGGAUUCAAUCUGACGAACGCAAAGGAGGCGACGUUUGGGUAUUCGGUGUACUUUCCCAAAGGGUUCGAGUUCGCGAAGGGUGGAAAGCUGCCCGGGUUGUACGGCGGAAACUCGGAGGAGGAUGCGACGACGUGCUCAGGUGGCACGGUCGACCACAAUUGCUUUUCCGGUCGUCUAAUGUGGAGAAGGGACGGGGCAGGAGAGAUUUACGCUUAUCUUCCUGGGCCUGAACACGUUGGCUUCGAAAGCAACCGUCUCCUAUGCAGUCUGACACGGAGUCAUUGCGACACCUCGUUUGGAGUGUCUCUUGGGCGCGGGUCGUUCAAGUUUCCGACGGGGGAAUGGACGACGAUUGCUGAGCGCAUAAGGCUCAACGACGUGGGCCAAGCCAACGGAGAGCUUGAGCUGUUCAUCGAUGGGAAGAGUGUCGUCAAUUCUGUGGGCGCUAUCAUUCGCAAUGACUCGUCCAGCCGGAUACGAGGGAUCCAGGUGCAGAGCUUUUUUGGAGGGAGCACGGAGGACUGGGCGUCACCAAAGGAUCAAGAGGUCUUCCUCUCAGAUUUCUCAGUCGCCAUUACAGAAGAUUUCGAGGGGCGUCGGACGUCCGGGGUUCCUUCAUAUACAAGACUAGGAUGGAAGGGGAUGUUCCCCUUCCUUGCUCUGAUGACCUGUCUAUCCCUUGGACUUACAUGAACCGCCCACAAUGUCACAUACUUUCAGUUCAC
Messenger RNA from Coprinopsis cinerea okayama7#130, 995 nucleotides. RefSeq names its product alginate lyase. The transcript has 3 exons. The coding region runs from base 1 to 963 and encodes 320 amino acids. Lineage: Eukaryota; Fungi; Basidiomycota; Agaricomycetes; Agaricales; Psathyrellaceae. The record is from RefSeq and is a predicted model, not a curated record.